AUGACGACGAUGGUAGUCCAGAAUACAUCUGAAUGGACAUUAGAUUAUCCACCAUUUUUCUCUCAUUUUGAAUAUGGUCUAUCAAAGUUGGCACCCUAUUUUGAUUCAAAAAUGCUUGAAUUAAAUAAUACAAAUUAUGCAAGUAACAAAACUAUUUUAUUUCAACGUUCAACAGUUAUUGUUAGUGAAUUAACAUUAGCAAUUGCCAUAUAUUGUUUAUUGUCAUCAUUGCAAAUUGGACGUAAAAAUCAUGAUAUAGCUCAACCAAUUAUACAAUUAUGUUCGUCGUUGUUAAAAUUUGUAUCAAAUAUUACUGUACUUGCUUUUGCCACAAUUAUUCCAUUCGUUCUUUCUUUUGGACCAUUUAUUAUGAUGAAUCAAUUACCUCAAGUACUCUCUCGUUUAUUCCCAUUCAAACGUGGUCUAUCUCAUGCAUACUGGGCACCCAAUAUAUGGGCCAUUUAUAAUGUACUUGAUAAAUGUCUCUCAUUCAUUGGACGUCGAUUUGAUCUAUUUCAUGUACGUCCUUCGACUAUUUCAACAACAUCUGGACUUGUACAAGAUAUUGAACACGUUGUUCUACCAUCUAUAACGCCAAUGAUUACAUUUGGAUUGACACUUGCAUGUAUGAUGCCAAGUUUAAUUCGUUUAUGUCGUCAUUGUUCAAAACGUACAUUUAUUGAAACAAUUGUACUUUGUGCACUAACAUCAUUUCUAUUUGGAUGGCACGUUCACGAAAAAGCUAUUUUAAUUGUUAUCAUACCAUUAACUUUAUUGGCUUUUGAUAGUCGUGAACAUGCACGUUAUUUUGUUUUGUUAUCAAUAUUUGGCGGUUAUUCAUUGUUUCCUUUGAUUUUUACAGCACCAGAAGUGCCAAUUAAAAUUUCAUUAUUUGUUACCUAUACAUGUUUAUUACUCUAUACACUUGGUGAAAUUCAUGGAGAUUCGGGUGGAUUUCUUCGUUUACCAUUGUUGAAUUAUUUGGAAACAUUUUUUGUCAUAUUAUUGAUACCUCAUUGUCUUUAUGUUGAAUUUAUUCAUACCUUUUUGCAUCUUCAUCUUCUGUUACCAUUUUUACCACUUUUACUAACAUCACUUUAUUGUUCAAUACCAAUUUUCUAUUGUUGGAUACGUUUGCAUUUUAUAGAAUCCAUAGAUGAUGAUGGAGUAUCAUCAUUGCAACAGACAAAUAAAUUUUAUUAUUUAUUAAUAUUAAAUUUAGAACCUUAUUCUCAUCCUUAUCUACGUCGUGCAAGUGAAAUGGUUCGAAAAACAUUGUGUGGCGUUAUUGAAAGUUCAGCAGAUUAUGAAUUAGCUGCUGAAGAUAUUGCUGUUGUUACUCUUUGCGAUAUAACAUUAUAUGAAGUACAACGUGUUGAUUUUCCACAUAUUCCUCAACGAUAUAUUAUAUGUAAAACAAAAAUUGACGAUUGUGAAUAUUUUCCUAUACCAUUUACGUUGUAUUAUAACGCUGAAGAAAUCGAUCAUAAUCUUUGUUAUGGUAUUCGUGUUGAUAUAUUAAACGGUGAAAAUCAAAUUAAAUUUAGUUCAGAAAAAUUUAUUCCCGUAUUAACCGAUAAACAUCCGUUAACAAAUGUUAGAAUUAUGGUUACACCAACAUCAAAUCAUAAUAUACCAAAAUCUUAUCAUCAAACAUAA
Didymodactylos carnosus is the source of this 1659-nucleotide messenger RNA. The record is from the annotation of a GenBank genome assembly. Lineage: Eukaryota; Metazoa; Rotifera; Eurotatoria; Philodinida; Philodinidae.